Drosophila bipectinata is the source of this 549-nucleotide messenger RNA. RefSeq lists its product as uncharacterized. NCBI's taxonomy places the organism in Eukaryota, Metazoa, Arthropoda, Insecta, Diptera, Drosophilidae. The record is from RefSeq and is a predicted model, not a curated record.
AUGAAAGUAUUACCUUUAUAUUUUCUACUAAUAGUUUUAAUUUUAUUGGAACCCACUACGGCAAAGGUUUUUAGGGUCAACAAGAUGACCUGCCAAACCCUUGAUAGUUCCUUGUGCCAUUUCAAAACUUGUGAAGUUGUUCAUAAGGAAAAUGGCCGAGCUGCUCUGUACUUUAACGAAGUAAUCGAUUACAAGAAACCUAUCGAUGAUGUUCUACUAAAUUUAGGCGUUUUCAAAAUAUUAAAAAACCGUCGCUUUCAAUUCGUAAACGAGACUCUGGACUUUUGUGCCUUUAGUCGUCAGUUGAUGUUUGCCACAGGCAUUUUUGGCUUUGUGAUGGCUCCAAUUUUGAAUAUUUCCAACAUCAACUUCUCAUGCCCACUACAGCAAUCAAAUAUUAUUUUUAAUGGCUUUGUCAUCGACGAGAAUACACUUAAGGAGAUUCCCAUUCCAAAUGGUGUCUACAUGUUUAAUAUUCGUGCAGCUUAUAUGAAAAGGUGGGCAACCGAUGUCAAGAUCUACGCCAGCCGAGUGGAAAAGUAUUCAUAA